Messenger RNA from Camellia sinensis, 3944 nucleotides. RefSeq names its product ARID/BRIGHT DNA-binding domain-containing protein. Lineage: Eukaryota; Viridiplantae; Streptophyta; Magnoliopsida; Ericales; Theaceae. Gene Ontology annotation, molecular function: DNA binding. The record is from RefSeq and is a predicted model, not a curated record.
AAAUUGUAAGAAGCGAUGGGAAUUCUAAUUCCAGUGUUUGAAUUUCUUUGAGAAUCCUGUUCCCGCAAAGCAUUAAGUUCAGCUCAAUACGAGAGAGAGGGGGAGGACUAUGGAGGCAAGAAAAGAAGGUGGAGUUUCGAGGAAAGCGAACAAGCAUCAUGAACAGUAUAAUCGCUUCAGAAACCAAAGAAGGGGAAAAAAAAAAAACCAAAUGAGUAUGAUAUCAAGUGGUGUUGUUUACCCCCAAAAAAAAAAAGAAGAAAAAAACACAUUUUAUAAUCAAUCAAAAACACAAAAGAAAAGUAUAUAAUAAAAAGAGAAAGAAAUAAAAGAAAUUUGAAAUUUUUUGUUGUUUUACAACUCCCGAAUCUCGUGGGUGCCCAUCCAAGGCAAAAAGUCUAUUCCAACAUUGAUUUUUCAAAGCAUUUCUUAUUAUUAUUGUUCAAUUUAGUUGUUUUCCAAUUUUCUUUUUUGGGUUUUCUUUGUUUUUGUUUUUGUUUUGUUUGGUUUUCCAAUUUGUUUUUGUUUCUCUAUCUAAACAGUUUUGUCAAAAGAAAGAUUUUAAUUAUACCCCUCUUUCUUUCUUUCUUUCUUUCUCUCUCCUCUUUUUUUUGAUGUUUUUGUUUGUGUUUGACCUUUCGAUGGUUGGAUAUGUGGUAAUGUAUCUGUCACUGCACCAAAGCUGACAGCCCCCCUAUUUAACAAGUAAAAAUAUUUAUAUAAUUUUUUUUGUUUUUGUUGAUUUACGGUGGAUAGAGAGUCACACAGAUAAAUAGAGAGAGAUUCUUAUUAGACACGAUUUUUUAUUUUUUUUAAAGUUCUAAAUGUUAUUGGGUGGGUGAUUUUGAAGGACCUAGGGUUUCAUCCUUUACACUACUCGUAUAUUCGGUGCCUAUAUUUAUGAUUUGAAGCUACGGACUGACGAGGGUCGUCGAUCUUUCUUGAUUUCUUCAUCUGGGUUGUUUGAAUUCCUCAAUUUCCUCAUCUGGGUCGCCUUAGUGGGUUCUUUGUUGUACGAUUAGGGUUUUCGUUGUGCUGAAUUCUCUUGGUUGAAGUCGAGGUCUUUGGCUGCCUUUGUGCUGAAUCAGGUUGGGGGCUGUGUUUUGGUGUAGAUGGUUUGCAUUGGAUGAGGAUUUUGGAAUUGAUGUGCAGCUUUGGAGUUUUUGAUGUAGUGACUUUAAUGGUUUUUGGGUGCUGACCCUUCUGGGAGGAACUUGAUUGACUCCGGUGGAAGGGAGUGACCUCACUCAUAAAUGAUGUUUCAUGUUCAAGGAGCUUCAAAACACACUUGUGGUCUCCUUGCAGUCUUAAGUGGGAGAUCAUCCGAAUACAAGCACAAGCAAGGCGCAGAUGACGGGUUGAGAUACCCCUUUCCAGAGAUUGUUUCUUCAGGGCGUUUAGAGGUUCAAACUCUGAACAGUCCAAGUAUAGACGAGUUCCACAAAAUUUUGGAUUCAUCUCAGCCAAAUUUUGUGUAUUUGCAAGGAGAACAGCUUCCAAAUGAUGAAGUUGGAUCUCUUGUGUGGGGAGGUAUUGACGUGUCCACUGCUGAAGCUGUAGCUGGGCUCUUCGGUUCCACAUUGCCAACCACUGUUUAUUUGGAGAUCCCAAAUGGAGAAAAGUUGGCUGAGGCUCUUCAGUCUAAGGGAAUUCCUUAUGUGAUAUAUUGGAAGAAUGCAUUUUCUCGUUACGCUGCUUGCCAUUUUCGGCAUGCAUUAUUUUCAGUGGUACAGAGCUCAUCUAGCCAUACUUGGGAUGCUUUCCAGCUUGCUCAUGCUUCCUUGAGGCUUUACUGUGUAAGAAACAACCUUGUCCUUCCUGGUAACAGCCAGAGAAGUAAUGAUAAGCUGGUUCCAUACCUUCUUGGAGACCCUCCCAUGAUCAAUGUCACUCUACCUGAGAUUGCCCCAGCGGAUGAUGAUGAAAGCUCUCUGGAUGGUCUACCUGCUAUAAAGAUAUAUGAUGAUGAUGUGAACAUGAAGUUUCUUGUCUGUGGAGUGGCAUGCACAUUGGAUGCAUGCUUAUUAGGAUCUCUGGAAGAUGGCCUCAAUGCCCUGUUGAGUAUUGAAAUACGGGGGAGUAAACUUCAUAACCGAGUUAGUGCCCUACCACCGCCUCUUCAGGCAGGAACAUUUUCUCGUGGUGUUGUGACAAUGCGAUGUGAUUUAUCAACAUGUAGUUCUGCCCACAUCUCACUUCUAGUUUCAGGCAGCGCACAAACUUGCUUUGAUGAUCUGCUCUUGGAGAAUCACAUAAAGAGUGAAGUUAUUGAAAAGAGCCAGCUGGUUCAUGCACUGCCAAACUGUGAGGAAAACAAACCUCCUCUGUCAGAACCACGGAGAUCUGCUUCAAUAGCUUGUGGGGCAGCAGUAUUUGAAGUUUGCAUGAAGGUUCCUUCAUGGGCUUCACAGGUUCUGAGGCAGCUAGCACCAGAUGUUUCAUAUCGUAGUUUAGUUGGACUUGGCAUUGCCAGCAUUCAGGGAUUAGCCGUUGCUUCAUUUGAGAAAGAUGAUGCAGAGCGAUUUCUUUUCUUCUGUACUAGGCCCGGGGAAGAUCUUAGUUUAAGCAAUUCUUAUUUUGGCAACCAUCCCAGCUGGUUGAGACCACCCAUUCCUAGUAGAAAGAGGUAUGAAAUGUGCCGAGAAACAAGUCUGGGCUUUCAUAAUGGUUUGGUCUCUCGAAAUCAAGCUUCUGUCAAAAGGGAAGACCGGGAGGAUAAGGAUAUGGGAUUGACAAAUGGGGUUAAUGUGCCCUUUGUACCCGUUAGGCAAAAAUUGAAAGUUGCGGCAAUGAGACCCAUUCCUCAUAUUCGUCACCAGAAAAUGCUUCCGUUUUCUGCAACAGUUGAGGGGGAUGGACAUGAAGGGGGCCAAGUAAAAGCUAACUUGUCAGUUGCUCCUUUGUCGAAGCACAGUGUGGCGGGAUCAAAUCCUGUUACCCAUCGGAAAUCAUAUUCAAAUUCAUUUCAGGCUAAACAGAUUAUUUCAUUGAAUCCCUUGCCUCUGAAGAAACAUGGUUGUGACCGAAGCCCAAUUCAUGUUUGUUCUGAGGAGGAGUUCCUCAAGGACGUAAUGCAGUUUUUAAUCCUUCGAGGGCAUACCCGUCUCAUUCCUCAAGGUGGGCUUUCAGAGUUCCCUGAUGCUAUUCUUAAUGCAAAACGACUGGACCUCUUCAAUUUGUAUAGGGAGGUGGUUUCAAGAGGUGGCUUUCAUGUUGGCAACGGCAUCAAUUGGAAAGGACAGGUUUUCUCCAAGAUGCGCAAUCAUACAGUGACCAAUAGAAUGACUGGUGUUGGGAACACGCUUAAAAGACAUUACGAAACUUAUCUUCUGGAGUACGAAUUAGCUCAUGACGAUGUAGACGGAGAGUGCUGCUUGUUAUGCCACAGUAGUGCAGCAGGGGACUGGGUGAACUGUGGUAUAUGUGGCGAGUGGGCCCAUUUUGGUUGCGACAGAAGGCAGGGCCUUGGUGCCUUUAAGGAUUAUGCAAAAACAGAUGGACUAGAAUACAUUUGUCCACAAUGCAGCAUUUCAAAUUUCAAGAAGAAACUGCAGAAAACAACAAAUGGAUAUUCUUGAUGCAUUACAGUUUGACAACCAUUGGAUUAGGGUUCACUUGACCUCUUUUUAAAUUUUUAUUUCUCCCAUCUCCAUUUAUGAAGGAAUUAAAUUUUUUUGGGGGGUUCCCAAAUUGUCCUAGGAGUAGGUCUACAUGUAUUAUUAAGUUGUCCCCAUUAUUCUACAUCAAUAGGUGGCUUUGGACUUGGGGAGACGAGAAUAUGAGUGAGAAGAGAAAAUGGGAGAAAUGGAAGCAAAACAAUUUGCAGGCACUAAUUUACCGAAGGGUUGUAUGUAAUAUGGUAAUCAUGUUCUUGGGCACAUGUUUUGUAGCUGUUGUAGCAUUAUAGUUAGCUUUUAUGGAAUCAUUAUUGGUAGUUUUCCUCU